AAACCAUCCCACAAAACAGAGCAAAACAGAGCAAUCAAACAAACACUCUUUGCUUUCUUCCUUCUUCUUCUCUAAACACUCUCAACCCAACCCAAAUAAGAAUGUCUUGCUGCGGAGGAAAGUGCGGCUGCGGCUCAGCCUGCAAGUGCGGCAGUGGCUGCAACGGGUGCAGCAUGUACCCUGAUCUCGCCGAGACCUCCACCACUUCCACCCAGAUCCUCAUCGCCGGCGUUGCCCCGGUCAGCAUGGGAUUUGAGAGCUCGGAGAUGAGCUUCGGUGCUGAGAACGGCUGCAAGUGCGGAUCAAACUGCACCUGCGACAACUGCGGCUGCAAAUGA
This is a messenger RNA of Linum tenue, 338 nucleotides long. The record is from the annotation of a GenBank genome assembly. NCBI's taxonomy places the organism in Eukaryota, Viridiplantae, Streptophyta, Magnoliopsida, Malpighiales, Linaceae.